Grammomys surdaster is the source of this 1012-nucleotide messenger RNA. Its product is annotated as olfactory receptor 7G2-like. Bases 47 to 985 code for a protein of 312 amino acids. The transcript has a single exon. Gene Ontology annotation, cellular component: membrane. Gene Ontology annotation, biological process: G protein-coupled receptor signaling pathway. The record is from RefSeq and is a predicted model, not a curated record. Gene Ontology annotation, molecular function: G protein-coupled receptor activity; olfactory receptor activity. Lineage: Eukaryota; Metazoa; Chordata; Mammalia; Rodentia; Muridae.
UAUUUCAAUAGCUUCUUGUUCUCUUUCCUUAAGAUUCACGUGUAACAUGGAAGUUAAAAACAGAUCAGUUGUUUUGGAUAUUUUUCUUCAUGGUCUCACAGACGAUACAGAACUUCAGCCUGUCAUCUUUGGUCUUUUUCUAUGCAUAUACUUGAUUACCAUCUUUGGAAAUCUUCUUAUAAUGUUGGCCAUCAACUAUGACUCCCACCUCCAUACACCCAUGUAUUUCUUUCUCUGUAAUCUUUCUUUUAAUGACAUGUAUUUAAUCACUAUCACAGUCCCAAAGAUGUUGGUGAAUAUACAAACACAGGAUCAGAGGAUUACUUUUGCUGGCUGCCUCAGCCAGGGCUGCUUUGUUGCAGUUUGUACCAUCUUUGAGUGUUUUCUCCUUGGAGUAAUGGCCUAUGACUGCUAUAUAGCCAUUUGUUAUCCUCUAAGAUACACUGUCCUCAUGAAUUCCUGUUCCUGUGUUAUUCUGGUUCUUAUCUCUUUAGUUGUUAGUAUUGUAAAUGGUCUGCUGCAUAGUCUAUUGGUGCUACACUUGUCAUUCUGCAUAGAUCUGGAAAUCUUCCACUUCUUCUGUGAAAUUGCACAAAUCAUCAAGCUUGCCUGUUCUGACAGCCUCAUCAACAACAUUUUGAUAUUUGUUACAGCUUCUGUUUUUGCUGGUGUUCCUCUAUUUGGAAUAAUUUUCUCUUAUGUUCACAUUGUUUCUACAGUACUGAAAAUGCCAUCAUCAGAAGGAAAGUACAAAGCUUUUUCCACUUGUGGGUCUCACUUGUCAGUUGUUUCCUUGUUCUAUGGGACAGGUUUUGGUGUAUACAUUACCUCCAGAGUAAUUGAUUCACCAAAGAAGAUUGCUGUGGCUUCAGUGAUGUACUCAAUAAUUCCUCCAAUGAUGAAUCCCUUUAUUUAUAGUAUGAGGAACAGGGAUAUAAAGGAGGCACUGAAGAAGGUAAUUGGUAGGAGAGCUUCUUUUCCCUGAUGUGUGGUGAAGCUUUGGCUUGGCUGU